GACGAUUUAAUGUAAAUUUAAGUACGAUUUGUCUACGUUCAGUGGAGGCAAUAAGUUGGCAAAAUUACAGGUCUUUAGGAAACAUAAAAAGUAAAGAAAUUCAGUUAUAAUAUAAUCAUGGCAUCAAGUUCCCUAAGUCAGGAAGAUGCUGAUCGUGAAUUUGAAAUAUCAUCACGUCGAUCCCGUAUACGUACUGCAAGGGCUAAUGCAAGAAAUGCUCCCACCUCUAGUCGCAGUGCUGUUGCUGAUGGAGGCAUUAUUGGUGAUGCAGAAGUCACUGUUCAAACAGGAGCAGUUUAUACUUCUGGUAUUGGUUGUACUGAAAGCUCUGGGAUAGUGAGUGGAGUAGGAGAUCAAGAUGCUUCUCCUAAGCCAACUUCAAGAGCUAAAGAUAAAAGAUGUCCACGUCCAAAUCAUGUAAAUAAAGGGAAGGCUCAGCGUGAGAGAAGGAAACUUCGAGAAAAAAGAAGAAGUACAGGAGUGGUGCAUCUCCCAUCAACAGAGAGUACAGGUGGGAGUACAGGAGAAGAUGAAGAUGAACUUCAGUUGAUGUCUGCUGAGACUAAACGAAACACAGCUCUCAAUGAAUCAUUCACUUUAAAAGACCAAGCAGGAGAAGUUGUGAAAGAAAGUCUUCCUGAACCAUACAGGUCCCGAAAUAACAAAAGCCCAUCAGAUCUUGAUGCUGAUGAUGAAGAUAACCAAGACUAUGAUAGCACUGUCAAUCAGUCAGACUCCACAGUUAGUUUGAUUCAGGAUGAUGCUAAUCGAGGUGCUCAGAGGAGGUCAUCUAGUAUCAAUGGCCGACCAGAGACACCCUGCAGUGAAAAUGCUGAAGAGUUACUGGAACGAGCAAGAGAAGAAAAUCAUAGACUUCUUGAGUUGGUCAAGGAAAGGGAUGAUAAGAUUCUCUAUUUGGAGCAAAAAGUCAGCUCAUUGAGUCGUGAACUUGCAGCUGCUUAUUCUGAAAAAAGCAGACUGGAGGAGGAAAAUCACUCCCUACUUACUGGAUUGGCUAGUCUGAAGAUGAAGUAAGAAGGUUUAUUCUUUGUAUAGACCACUUAGGAAACAGCUUUUUGUUAGAGUCUCAAUCUAUUUUUGCAGCUCCUAAUAUACAUAGUUAAGUUCUGACAGAAUUCAUACUGCCUACUUUACUAGUGUAUCUGUAUUUUUACUGUAAUAAUAAGAACCAUUUGUGUUCGUGUAUUCUUUUUGUUGACAAAAAGCACUUGUAGUUGUAUUUUUAAAACCUGUUUACUCUAUACUGAGAAGUUCUUUGGAAGUAAAUUGUUUGUGUCCAAAUUUAUUAUUUUAUCCUAAUCUUUUCUAUUUUAUGAUAUUCAUUAGAGGGAAAUAAAAGGGCCUCGUGAUUAUAUGAAAGUCAUAUUCUCCACCAGUGUUAAUAAUAUUAUAUUAAUAGAAUUCUCUUUAAUUAUUCUUCUACCAAAUGAAC
Molecule: messenger RNA, 1453 nt
Organism: Limulus polyphemus (Atlantic horseshoe crab)
Lineage: Eukaryota; Metazoa; Arthropoda; Merostomata; Xiphosura; Limulidae
Product: PRKC apoptosis WT1 regulator protein-like
Exons: 7
Coding region: 118-1035 (305 amino acids)
Biological process (GO): apoptotic process; positive regulation of apoptotic process
Cellular component (GO): cytoplasm
Source: RefSeq, a predicted model, not a curated record